Molecule: messenger RNA, 1998 nt
Organism: Porites lobata
Lineage: Eukaryota; Metazoa; Cnidaria; Anthozoa; Scleractinia; Poritidae
Source: the annotation of a GenBank genome assembly
AUGUAUCAGAAAUUCCAAACAGUUGUUAAAUUACAAACAAAUGAAAGGACAAAAGGAAGCAAUAGGGAACAAGAAAACUUUAGGCAACUCCAAAUGCGAGCCAGAAAUGGUGAUUCAUCUUUAGAAGACUGGAAACUUCUUUUGGCAAGAAACCCCGAUAAAACUGAGAACCUUCAACAUUUUGAGGAUUGUGCAAUAAAACGUUCUUUUGGGAAUGAAAAAGUUGCUAAAGAUAACUACAAUAAAUUGUGUGACAUAGGUCACCCAAUUAUACAGAUUACUGCCCAGUAUACCAGCAACAAAGCCAAAAAUUUGAGUGCUGAAGAUAUGGGAGGACUAGAACCUGUAUUGUAUUUAGCAAAAAAUUCAAGGGUCAUGCUGACACGUAACCUCUGGACUGAAGUGGGUCUCCGUAAUGGUGCAUUGGGAACAGUCCGUCAUGUUAUUUAUGCUGAAGGGCGUUGCCCACCUGUGUUACCCAUUGCAAUAAUGGUUCAAUUUGAUAAAAAGGACUAUUCUAGGCCAAGUUUUUGUGACAGCAUUGCCAAUUAUGUUCCUAUCUACCCAGUUACAAAUUCCUCUGAUAUUUAUGGAGAAAAACUAGAACGACAGUAAUUUCCACUCAAGCUUGCUUGGUCAAUUACCAUUCACAAGGCCCAGGGCUUUAACCAGAGUACGUACUAUCUCCAAUCUCGUUAUUGAACCUAUGUCAUAUGAAAGAUUGGGGUCCCUUAAGAAAACUUCCAACUACAAAUACAGAAUCUUAGAAGAGGCAAGAUUAACCAAUUUAAAUGAAGUUACUCUUUCAAAGAUUCAAAAUGACAUAGUCCAUCAUUACAAUGGAUUAUAUCUUUGUUCUUGUAGAUAAUUAUAAUGUCUAAUUUCACCCCACCACCAUCAAAGAGGGUCAAAUAUGGAAUGCCCUCAUCUCCAGCAUCUCCCUCUUCAACUUCAACAGCAAGUAAGUUACUCCCUUUACAUUAUCAUUUUGUACCAUCAAUUGUAAUAUCUUGUUAGAUAUAGCCAAAAAUUCGAACUUGUAAACAGAUCUUUUCUUAUGGUUUAAAAAAUAUAUUAUCAACACUGAAAAUGUUUUGAUCAAAGCUGUGUAAAGCGAACUGAAUCACUACAUGGAACCUUGCAUUUCCUGUUUGUAUCUUACCAACAUUAUGGAAUAUGUGUGAAAGUCUUCAUUAUGAAUCAGUAACUUUCAAAAAGCUACACAAUGACCAAGAAUACUAUUCACACAACCUCAAGUCAACAAACAGUAAACCCUAACACUAUACUUAAACCCAACAAGUACAAUUAAUAAUAAUUUAUCUCAAAUACUCAAUGAACUUCUUGUAAAAUGCACAAGACACUAUUUGUUUUCAUAAUAGAACAGUAACAGUUUAGUCUGUUAUUUUUUUAAUUGAUUCAUCCCUUUCUUCAUCCACAGUUGUUAUUGGGUACAUCCAGCAUGUGAUGCCAGUGAAACAAAGCCAAUCAAGCUCAAAUCUGUACUUUGAAGUCAAAGUCAAAGCCUCCAAACAAGAAGGCAAAAUUGUCAAGGUCAUGCACCAGAAACGAGAUGACUCCAAACGCCAGGUCUUCGUAGACAAGGUGAAUGCCCAACAGCCAGUUAUUCCAAUCUAUCUGCGACUGCAUCAGGAACAAUCUUUUUUUAAUAAGGGUGCAGGAAUUCAAGAUCUACCCAGCCAUACUAUCACCUUUCAGUAUGAGGUACAAGACCCUUUCGAAGUGACCAUGGUUAGAUCUCUCAUGAAGUCCACUACAGGGAACUUUAAUGUACUUGGCAGUAUUAAGUGGAAAGGAGAGGCGCACAUCCCCUCAGAAAAGAGCACCCAAUCCGUCCUUGAUGCCACACUCACAGAUACCAGAGGGUCUAUCCCACUGUCUAUAUGGGGUGAACACAUUACUGCUGUCCAAGAAGGAAACUUCUACACAUUCACAGAAUGUAAACUGCGCCACUUUUAUGGGAAGUGCCUCAACUACUAA